This is a messenger RNA of Protopterus annectens (West African lungfish), 5429 nucleotides long. RefSeq names its product netrin 4 (gene NTN4). The record is from RefSeq and is a predicted model, not a curated record. Gene Ontology annotation, cellular component: laminin trimer. Lineage: Eukaryota; Metazoa; Chordata; Ceratodontiformes; Protopteridae. Gene Ontology annotation, molecular function: protein binding. Gene Ontology annotation, biological process: substrate adhesion-dependent cell spreading; cell migration; basement membrane assembly. The transcript has 10 exons. The coding region runs from base 488 to 2368 and encodes 626 amino acids.
UGACCCUGGUUCAGACUCUGUGGCUAGAUUGUGUAUCAUGUCUGACAGGACUCAGAGCCAAACAGCUAGAAUGAGUGAACUAGAGGAAGGCACAAUAAAAGAAGUCUGGGAUGACAUCUAUUAAAAAAUGAAGGGCUACUACAAAACGGCAGUCACUUGUCCUCACAGCAGUGGAAUGCAAGCCUGUGAUAAGGUGUCAAUAGGUUCUGGAUUCAACAUAUAAAACCACCUACAGACUACUUUGAUUUUAAGUCUGUACAGCAAUUCUAGGUCUUCGAGAUGCUAUGUAAAAUCAGCAUCAAGAUAACAGGACUAAUGCUGCUGCCUUCUGUUUAUAGAGGAUUCUUUCAUCUUAUCACCUACAAAUAUUUUUGAGUACUGUUUGGGAUUUAAAAAAUACUUUAAACAAUCGUGUCACUGUAUAAACUCUUGAGUCUUUUUAAAAUAGUCUCUACAUCUGCAGAUUGCUUAUCAACCAGAUUUACUAAUGGAUAACUGGAUUACAUACUUUCUAGUUGCCUUGGGAUGUUUGUCUCAGGCUGCAGGGCUAAGUAGCCUUGUUGGCAUCCGUAACACUUGUGAAGGCAAAGCUUGUAACCCUCAAAUGGGGAAUCUGGCCAUAGGCCGAAGAAUAGUGACGAAUACAAUAUGUGGACAAAAUGCAACUGAACUUUAUUGCACCUAUACUGAAAACCCUGACUUGACCUGCAGAAAGCCAAAAUGUGAUAAAUGUAAUUCUGCACACCGUCACCAUGCCCAUUUACCCACAUCUAUGUCUGACUGGUCCUUUCAUUUUCCAAACACAUGGUGGCAGUCUGCUGAGGGUGUACAGUGGGAAACCAUUCAAAUGGAUUUGGAAACUGAGUUUUAUUUCACACACACAAUCAUGAUCUUUAAGUCUCCCAGGCCAGCAGCUAUGGUUCUGGAAAGAUCACAGGAUUAUGGGAAAACAUGGAAGACUUACAAAUACUUUUCUACUAACUGCAGCCAAAUGUUUGGAUUAGCAGAUGAUGUCAAUGAGAAAGGAGCAAUCUGCACAUCUAGAUAUUCACAAGCUUUUCCUUGCACACGUGGAGAGGUCAUAUACAGAGCCUUGUCUCCACCAUACUCAGCAGAGGACCACUACAGCAGAGAAGCUCAAGACCAGCUAAAAAUUACAAAUAUCCGAAUCCAGCUUCUUAAACGGCAACAGUGCCCAUGUCAGAAUAAGGACCCUGACCUGAAGUCUCAGAGGUUUGCACACUAUGCCAUCUAUGACUUUAUUGUGAAAGGUAGCUGUUUCUGCAAUGGGCAUGCUGAUCAGUGCAUACCCGCAGUGGGAUACAAGCCUGUGAAGUCUCACACUUUUCAUGUGGUUCAUGGGAAGUGCAUAUGCAAGCAUAACACAGCAGGAGACCAUUGUGAGCAAUGUGACCCACUUUACAAUGACCAGCCCUGGCAGCCUGCUAAUGGCAAAAGUGGUGCCCCAAAUGAGUGCAAAAAAUGUACUUGCAAUGGUCAUGCUGAUAGCUGUCAUUUUGACCGAGACAUUUGGCUAGCUUCAGGAAACCGCAGUGGUGGGGUAUGUGACAACUGUCAACACAACACUGAAGGACAGCAGUGCCACAGAUGUAAAAAUGGUUUCUAUCAUGAUCCACAAAAGCCAUUUUCUGCUCCAGAUGCCUGCAGAUCUUGUUCUUGUCACCCUGUUGGAUCAGUCAGCAUCUCUUCGAACAUCACGCCUCCCUGUGCAGCCAGUACUGGUGACUGUUUAUGUAAGCCUGGUGUCGCAGGUCCUAACUGUGAUCACUGCAUGGUAGGAUACUGGGGAUUUGGAGAGUAUGGCUGUAGACCAUGUGAUUGUGCUGUCAACUGUGACCCUUACACUGGUGACUGUCUCACAAAUAGUAGACCAGAUGUAGAAUUUCUGGACUUUCACUCUAUGCUUAAUAUGAAUGAAUCAGCUUGGAAAUGGGAAGAUUUACAAGGAUUCUCUGCGCUUCAGCACCCAGGAAAAUGCGAAUGCAAAGAACAGGUUCUGGACAGCUCCAGGAUGUUUUGCAGUAUGAAAUAUGCAUACGUUAUAAAAGCAAAGAUUCUUGCGGCUCAUGAUAAAGGUUCUCAUGCUGAAGUUAGUGUGCAGAUCAAGAAAGUAUUAAAAAUGACUAAGCUUAAAAUUUUCCAAGGAAAUCAAAGUCUUUACCCAGAAUCCUGGACUAGCAGAGGCUGUACAUGUCCAGUUCUCAACCCUGGUAAAGUUUAUGUUGUGGCAGGACACGAGGAUGUGAAACGUGGCAAACUGAUAGUAAACACAAAAAGUUUUGUCAAGCCUUGGACACCACACCUUACAAGAAAGGUCCUGCAUAUCUUAAAAAAUUAUUGCAAAUGAAUGCUAGAAGAAGAAUAAAAAGAAUCUGGAAAACUCAGGCAAUGCAACUGCCUCUUAGCUGAUUUACUGCCAACCCAAAAUAAUUGGAGCUUCAGCAAAAUAAUCCUAGAGGGGUGGUAGUAUAUUCAAAUAAAAAAGCAGCCUUUCGUCUUGGACAUUUGAUGGAAUAUUAUUCACAGGUACUGGUCAGAUAAAACACCACCGUAACUUUCAAACUUUGGCAAGCAAUUUCUUCAGAAUGGAGUAAGUCAGCAGUCAUGUUACAAAACCAACCAUGUUUAAUAAGCUGUAAACAUCUGCUUUUGUUGCAUAUAUAAAAUUCACAUCUGGGCUAUAUCACUGUACUCUACUAACAAUAUUAAGGACCAGAUUCUGUUUUUUUUUUAAUGAACUGAGUACCUUCAGUAAUAUUUCUUCUCAAAAAGAGAUGAUACAUUUUGAUACUUGAAGUUAAUAUUAAUUACAUUACCUAGUAUCGGCACAGGCAGUUUUACCUUAGCAGAAUUUCAGUUUCUAUUGACUGUGCUCAUCUUGCUUUUAAUCACAAAAAGACUUUAAAAAUACGAGAUACAUAUUUUAUUUAUUUAUUAUAGAUAUGGUUUAUUAAAAAUUGGCACAUGGCACCUAGAUGUGCCCUUGACAGGUUAUUAUUGUUCUAAUUCUUAUUUUAUGUUUCUUAUGUUUCUCAGCCAGUGAGAAUGAUGACUACUUUGUCUGAACAAAAAUAAUAUUUACACAAUUGCUGAUUUUUUUUUUACUUUAUUAAGCACUUUAGGACUUGGCAGUAAAAAAUACAAAUAUGUUCUAUUCUUUACUUUGCACAGCUCCAACGCAAGUCAGAAUUCUGUUACAUGUCUUAAUAUCAAUGACCACAUUAAAAAUUGUUUAAUGUUCUACCGAUGUUUAAUAUCAUGAAAUGUAUUCCUGCUUAUCAGCAAACUGUAAUUUACCAACCAUUCCUUAUUCAUUACUCACAAAUCAGUAAGAAUACAGAAAGAGUAUUAAUACCUACCUCAUACUACUUUGGUUUGUUAAAAGUGAGAGGUGGCUUAUUUCAAUUAAUUUUCCAAAAGGCUAAUGCAUAUUCUGCAUAACUAAUUGUUUCAGAAAUGAUCACAACUGUUCAAGAAUGUCCUAAUAAGGAUGUAUUUUAAAUAGCACUUAGCAAUAUACCAUGGAAUGUAAGAUAAUAUGGAAGAGUAGGGAAUACAUUUCAACAUUUUAUGACCAGAAGACGUGCUGUAAAAUGUUACUGAUUCAGCUUCUGUGACAGGAUAAUAUAAUACAAUAAGUGAGAAUAUAUGGGAUGUUGUAAAAUAUAACCUUAUAUACUGUUAUCAAAGCACUGACUUCAUGGAAGUGAUGUACAGCAACAAAAUGCCACGCAAGUCCUUCCCUUCUCUGUCUAGCUAUCUAUACACACACGCGCACACACAUAUACAUAUAUAUUCAGAAACAUCAAAAAAGACAAACCAGGCAUCAUCAAUGUCAUCUAAACAUUAUAACCAAUCACAGAUUUUAUAUUAAAGAAUUAUCACAUGAUCUAUUAAAAGCAUAUUUAUAACAUUAUUUCCUGCCCAUUCAUUUUAAUCAUGAGAGGCAAGUAUUAAAAAUGUUAUUAUAAUAUAAGUGACUUUUGGUGCACUUAUUCAAGACAUUAAAAAAUUCAAAAUGUUAAAUAAAUUAUGGAAGCAAAAUAGACCCUUCAAAAUAAUAAAACAUUUUUUUCUAAUUAAUAAUAGGUUGUCCAAAAUCAGUUUAUAGGAGUCACAUACCAUCUAGUGGAAAAAGGGUGAAAUAAAUAGUACAUAUAAACAGGACAGAGUUAAAAUAAAUUGCAAACGUUUCAUUCAGACCUGGAAAAUAACAAACACUUAAUAUAAUGAUCCAAAAUUUCCCUUUACUAUUCAAAGAAAUAUGCAUUUUUCUUUAGUAAUCUCCCAUUUGUUAAAUUAUGUAUGCCGAUAAAUGUGAACACAACAUCCAUAUGUUUCAAUAUAUGCUUAUAGAAAGGACUGCACUCCCUCUUACAGUGUCACUAAUGUGUAACGAAAUCCUCUGCUUCCAAAGUCUGUUAGUCUGACCUACAUAAAAUGCACUGCAUGAACAAAAUACCAUAAAAGUAAUCCACUCACUACAGCAUGUAACCACAUGCUCGAUUUUGAAAGUCCUCAUUGUAUUUGCUGACACAAAACGCUUUGUUUUACAUACACUCAUGCAGUGUGUACAAUUUAAAACAAGGGAAGUAGCCUUUAGACCCUCUGGAUCUAGGCUCAUAUGCUGUCAAUGAGUUUCCAAAACAAUUAAGAGAUUAUCCUAUUGUUCUGCCUGUGUAAAAAUUAAAUGUACAUACAUCAGAAAUGUAAUUCACAAAAGUUCAAUUUUAUUCUAUUUUAGUUCUUAUAACUAAGAACUUUACAAAAAGAUAACUAUGACAGUAUUACAGAAGAAUUAAUAAACAAUAUAGAAACAUAAACAGAUGGUAUACAUUUGUCACAAAUACUCUAAGUAAUAAUCAUGGCAAUUUUUAAACAGUGACACAGCGAUCAGAAAAAGUCCUUACAAAUAACAUCCAAGAUGACCUGCAAGUCCAAAAAUCCCCAAAAAUACUUAGCAUUCAGCAAAGUCCAAAACAGCCCUUCUGAUAAAAGCUUAAAAUCCAGUAAACAUGGCUGCACAGCAAACCCACUACCCAACCCAAGCUCUCCUCACACUCUCCAGGAGCCAUGUAGAUGCCAGCAUUCAACAAAGUACAGAAUUGACCUUCUAAGAAGUUAAAAACCCAGAGCUCAACAACACUUGACAGCAGGGCAACAUCGCCUCAUGACUGCAUGUUUCUCAUUGUCUUCCUGUAGCCAUAACGUACAGGUAAUACACUGAUUAUCCCAGCAUUUAAAACAGUCUGCUUCAGAAUUCUCAUUUAAUAACAGGCAGGAAAACUGAAGUCAGAACUUGCUAGUGCCAAUCGAACUAAAACAAUCCAAAGACAGCAGCAGCAGAGUCAACUUUGUGAAAGUGCCCUUGCAAAUAUAAAACUUAAAAUCAAGCAAAUGCAGUACCA